Brugia malayi is the source of this 1374-nucleotide messenger RNA. RefSeq names its product fructosamine-3-kinase-related protein. The coding region runs from base 1 to 1374 and encodes 457 amino acids. The record is from RefSeq and is a predicted model, not a curated record. Lineage: Eukaryota; Metazoa; Nematoda; Chromadorea; Rhabditida; Onchocercidae. The transcript is spliced from 11 exons.
AUGCCAUUAUUUGCAUACUUAACGAAUCAAAAAAUUCCAGUGAGUAAAUUAAGCUUAGCAGAACGUCGUUGGCUUAUUUUGGUAUUUUCAUUUUGGAUUGGUGCAUCAACGCAUUUCAUUUUAAUUAAUUGGGAUCGUGGCGUAUUUCCAUCGCCACCAUUUUAUUCGCCAACGCUUGUAGCAUUACUUUUUGAGUUUGUUGGUCCAAUGGUAGCUUAUGAUCGAUCGUUACUUCUUUUAAAUACCAUUGGUAUUGCAACACUCGUAUGCUUCACGUAUGCAUAUGUUUAUGCUUGCUUCACGUUCACGUAUUUUUAUACCUCUCUGAUUGCAAUUGCUUCAUCAUUUUAUAGUAUGCAACAGCAUCUUGCUGAUCCAAAAUUAGUGAUGAAAAUAAAGUUGAGCGUACCUUGCUUUGCUGUUUCAUUGUCACGUGCGCUGCAGUCGGGAAGAGUUAUGGAGGCAAUUAAAUCAGAACUUAACCUUGGUACCAUCAAAGAAUUACCACUUAGAUUUAGUGGCGGAUGUAUUAAUAGAGCUAAAGCAUAUAGCACUGAUGAAUAUGGUGAUAUUUUUGUGAAAUUUAAUGAUAACGAAAAGGCUCAGGAGAUCUUUGAUGGUGAAUUUGCAAGUUUACAAGCAUUGUUAAAUACGAAUGCAAUUAGAGUACCGAAACCAAUCAAGAGAUUUUCGAUAGAUGGUGAUUUCUGCUUAGCAAUGGAAUUGUUGGAUAUGCAUGGUCCAUCAGAUUAUGAGAAGCUUGGUACCAGUAUUGCAAAAUUGCAUUUACAUAAUCAAUUCUUAAUGGAAGCAAAUAAAAAGACUCAGUCAACAAUUGGUGGUAUUGACAAACAGUCGGAACCAAUUGAGAAAUUCGGAUUUUCUGUACUUACAUACAGUGGAUAUUGCCCACUUAUUAAUGAUUGGUCAGAUAAUUGGGUGGAAUUUUAUUCGCGGAAUCGACUGAAGAAAGUUAUUGAUAUCGUUCUUGAGAAAACCGGUGAUAGGGAAUUAUUAACUUUAUGGCCAAGACUGGAACGGAAAAUUCCCGAAUAUUUCAAAAAUUGUGAUAUAUAUCCAUGCUUAUUACAUGGUGAUCUCUGGUCUGGAAAUUAUUCGUUUACUAAGGAUGGUCCAGUAGUGUUUGAUCCGGCAUCUUUCUACGGGCAUAGCGAAUAUGAGUUUGGCAUUUUGACUAUGUUUGGUGGCUUUCAUCAAUCUUUUCAUACAGCGUAUCACAAACUGAUACCACAAACUACAGGAUUCACCGAACGUGUCCUUCUUUAUCAGCUCUUUCAUCAUUUAAAUCAUUGGAAUCACUUUGGUACUGGAUAUAAACAUGGUGCAUUAAGCUUAAUGCGAAAACUUUUAUAA